Messenger RNA from Aspergillus costaricaensis CBS 115574, 5504 nucleotides. RefSeq lists its product as uncharacterized. The record is from RefSeq and is a predicted model, not a curated record. Gene Ontology annotation, molecular function: phosphatidylinositol binding. Lineage: Eukaryota; Fungi; Ascomycota; Eurotiomycetes; Eurotiales; Aspergillaceae. Gene Ontology annotation, biological process: tRNA methylation. Bases 235 to 5394 code for a protein of 1719 amino acids. The transcript is spliced from 13 exons.
AAAGUGUAAUCGUGGGGUGAGGCGCACGCCGAGCAUCCACUUGGAACCAAAAACGUCAUCAUCAUCCACAGCCCGAACCUUGGCCGCAACUAGGCAGACGGAUUCUACGCUGACUUCCUCUUCUAGAAUCUUAAUUUGAUUCUAUUCACUAUCACCCCCUGUCAGCUGCAUUUAUAAAGUCAAUGAUUGCCCGACCAGCAGGUUGAAUACCCACUGUGCUCGAGCAACUCAACCAUGACUUCUGCGGACCUCUCCUCCGUUCCCAACGGAGUCCAGUCGGGCGCUGCUGCUGCUGCUUCCCCAGCCGCUUCCAACCCCGCGCCCGGCCAGAUCCUCACCGGAAAACAAGAACAUUAUCUCAAGCGCGAACUCAUCGCCCGCCAAGUGCAGAGCGAAAUUUCCGAGCUGAAUUCGCCAACCGCCCUCCGACGCUUCGGUGCCCCUUUCAAAUCCGAAUUCGGCGAAGUCGCGCCCGUCGACUCGGAGCUUCCCAUCCUACGAUACAUCUUCGUCCACCAUGUGCGCAAUUUCCCCUUCCUCGAUCAAGCUCGCGAGAAGGAGUUCUGGCAGGAUAAGUUACAAGUGUUCCUCGAAUCGUUCGCGACGAAGCAUGUAUCCUCCUCCGAAGAUCGUCUGGAAGAGACCAAGCGUCGGAAGUUAGCCCGGAAGUGCGAGAAACUGGUCGAGCUGAUGAUGGUCUCUGGUAUCCCCACGGCAUCGGGCUACGAGGAGCGCAUCCAGUUCUCGGAGAUGGAGGUGGUAGACCGAGGGGCUAAUGAAAAGGGGCUGUUGGUCAAUAUGCCGGAGGGUCAUGCCAUCCAUGGCUGGGACGUCAACGUGGCUGCCGUACGCGUUACCUCGGUCAGGAGGACGGUGCGAUACCACCAGCAUGCGGAGUUUAUCCUUCGAGUGCGCCGCGACGGACAGCCAGAUCUCUUCGUGGCUCGACGAUAUGGCGAUUUCGCCAAGUUUCACAAGCGACUACGCACGGAAUUCCCAGGGAAGCCACUCCCACCUCUUCCCCGCAAGAACAAAUCCUCCACGACAACGAGCUGGUUCGGAUCGGCAGACGAUGAAGCAUCCUCAGUGUCGUCGGUAUCAACAGUGGGUGUCGCUGUGGUUGAUGACGGCACGUCCUCCCGUAACUUGGCCCCCGGAAACCACCAUCAGCGGUCGUUGUCGCGGUCAUCCAGGCGUUCCGUAAGAUCUCCCCGAGCUUCCAGCGACGGGUCGAGGGAGACGGUACUUUACCGCGAAGAGCAGAGAGUUUCUCUUCGGGCGUUCCUUCGUACCUUGCUGCAAAACAAGCGUAUAGCUGAGACAAAGGCCAUGGAAGAGUUCCUCACAGCGGACCCCAUCAUUUUGAAUGAAGAGGAGGUGCUGGACAUGCAGAAGCGCAAAGAUGUCGAUGCGGUGCGCAUAGAGGAGCAGAAGCGGUUCUACGAGAUCGCCAGGGCGCGUGCAGCCGAAUUGGACGUCUACAUGGAGAACUUCCGCCGCGAUAUUGUGGAGAGCAACGGUUUGACCAAACUGUUCGCUGAAAUCAAAGAAAAGCCCACGGUGCAGGAUCUGAGUCCCAAGUAUCAGAAAUUUGCGGAGUGGCUCCGGAUAGAGGUUGCUGCAACACUUUACCACCUUUUCCUGGCCGAGGAUAAUUCCCCUGAAUUGUUCGCGCAAGCUAAGCGAAUUCAUUCGCUUGUCCCGUACACUUUGUUGAAGAAUGUUAUUCGUAUUGCCAACCCCGCGGCCGUCAUGGCAGGAGUGCUGGACCUGUUCUUGGCCCAACCCUUCGGCUCUCGCUCCCUGCUCCAGCGGAUCUUCUCCAUGACCCUCAACGAUGGCAUCAAGGCCUUCCAGAAAUCGAUCGAUGCGUUGGCUGCCAAGGUCGAUGAUCCCAUUCUUUGCCAAAAGUUGAAAGCCUUUACCGAUGCCGACGAAGAGGUCAAGAACGAGAUUCGUGCCGAAGCUGCCGCCGAGGAUGUUGACAUUAUCGUGGCCAUCCUCCGUAGCGAGUAUCUGCAACCCGAGCUGGCUCCAGAGCAAUUCGGCAAGGUGUUUAAUGGAUACGUAGCAUGGAACCAAGCCGUGGACAAUGUUGAGGUGGAGAUGCGCGAGGGGGCGCACUGGUUUGCGAACUUGAAGCAGCUUCUGAAGCUGUACACUCGUCAAAGGGACAAGGCUAUGAUGUUGAGUAUCGUAGAAGAGCCAACUACUCUUCAGCUGUUCCGCGACCUCUUCACCAUUUUCUACGAACCCCUGGUGCGCGUCUACAAGUCUGCCAACGUCUACAGCAGCAUCACCGAUUUUGCACAUUUCGCCGACGAUGCGAUUGCGGUGAUUGAGAAGUGUCAGCGGCAAGAUGUGUCGGCAGAUCCGAACCAGACCGUACAAGCCUUUAUCGACCUGUGCGAGCGCCAUCAAAGUAGCUUCUACAAAUUCGUUCACGAAGUUCACCUGCACGACAAUGGCCUGUUCAGUUCUCUCAUGGCGUGGAUCGAGGAGAUUCUGGAAUUCCUGCGCAAGGGGCCGCGCGGUGGUGCGCUCGAUAUGAACGCCUUGCUUCGGGGAGCCACGGAUUUCGUGCAGAUUGACAAGGACAAGGCCCUGGAAGAGAUCAAUGCCCUGAUCAAGUGGCAUGAAGACCGAAAGCGGUGGCACUUGAACAAGACGCGGCAGAAGAUGGCCGCUGAGGGCACGGCACAUGACGGAUAUUUGGGUAACGCGUCAUUCCGAGGCAGCGACUUUGGCCUCGACGAGGCCGACCUGGAAGAUCUUGCCAUCUCGGACGCCGAGUCGGAAGCAUCCGAAGAUCUGGACGACGAAGAAGACCUGGACCCGAUCUCGGCGGAGCGCAGGCGGCGGGUCAAGCAGCAGGACCAACUUCGGCGUACGGCGGGCGAGCCGGUCAAGCCGGACAUAAGCGAAAUUCUCAAGUUGUCCGAGUCAUUUGGCGUUAUGUUGCGACAGUCCAUCGCCUCACUCGCCUCGCACAGCGGUUCCUCUGCGGGGUCUCUUCCUCGAAGGCGUUUGGCGCUGCAACUGUCCAGAGCGUCCCCCAGCCGUGAAAUUCCAAACCAAGAACCAUGGUUCUACGUCUGCCAAAAGCCCCAAGAGAAACGCUGUCGCUUCUUUCUCUGGGCCAGCGACGCCGAAGUUCGCGAGAAGCACGCCGUCUUGACGAACUCUCGCACUGAACCUGCCACGGAUUCCUUCUCCUCUACUGCCACCACUGCCACGAUUUCCGCCCCCGAGACACCCUCCAAGAAACCACGCCUAUCUGAAACUGGCCUUCUAACCCCGCAAACUGAUCGUACGGUAAGAUUCGGAGGUAUGGGCCUGGACAAUAGUGGAGCAAGAGGGAAGGGAGGACGGUUGAGUGCGACUAUGCCUCCUCAAAGCGCCAAAGCGCGCAUGAUGGCUGAAGAUUUUGAUGAAUUUGAAUGGGAGGAUUCGGAUGAUGCGGUGGUGGAGAAUAUACUUAGUUCUCAGGAACAGAGGCAGCAACGGGCUGCUGCUGCUGCUGCGCCAAUGCGACAGCCGAAUUUCGGGCCUCCCAAGACGCCGUCCCGAGACGCAGCUGGGGCUUCUGCGCCAGGGAAGAGAAAGUUCGAUGACAUCUCGGAGGGCUCGAAGACGGAAGUCUUUACACCGACAUCGUUGGCUAGAUCUUUUACGGAUCGGGCGGUGUCGUUCUCGUCUUCUGUGUCGCCGUCGUCGUUAGAGUUCUCGAAGACGCCUACGCCGGUGAGGUUUGGGACUAGUCCGGCUACAGGUGAAGAUAAGGCUUCGUCUGAGCUGAUUGCGCAAGCUGCUGAGAUCCUAGAAAGGAAUAAGGUGGUGAUGUCGGAGAAAGCGAAGGGUGAGUUGAUGGAUCUCUUGCAGAAGCAUGACUUGAAGAUGAAGGGGAUUGCCCGGGGACGGGACAUUUCCAGGAUUGCGUUGAAGAAGAAGGACGAUCAAAUUAAGGCGUUGAAUGAGCGAGUAGCAAUGCUGGAAAGGAGCGACCUCCCCGCCAUGUUCCGUCCUCCAGUGAACCGGGCCAUGAGAGUCCUGGACCGGUCCUUCUUUAAGAAGACGGUACCGAUCUCUGCGGCAGCGAUUUUCAAGACAUCGGAUAUCUCCAAUGUGCGGAAGGAAUUGACCAAGAGCCGGGAUAUGCUCGUGCUGCCGAGAUUGGGCUCUAUAAGGGAGAUUAAGAUCAAUGAUUUGGUGCAUAAGUGUCUUUUGUUGAGGGAGGAUAUUAAGCAUGAUGAUACUGCGACAUGGUCGCCGACGAUUAGUGAGCUUGUGAAAAAGGGAAUGGUUGGCGUUAAGCCUUAUGAUUUGACGUUGGAUUACGAUUACUGGACUUAUGCGGAUAUCAUGUCCUGCAUUCUUCCCGAGGACAUGCUCGAUGAGAUCCCUCAGGGAUUCACGCAAGUCGGCCAUGUUUCGCACCUCAACCUCCGCGAGCAAUACCUGCCUUACAAGCACCUGCUUGCCCAGGUCCUGCUGGACAAGAACCCCAACAUCAGCACCGUCAUCCGCAAGACCGAGGAUGUGGGCUCCCACAGUGAAUUCCGCACGUUCCCCUUUGAGCUGCUGGCCGGUGAGGACAACCUGAACGUUGUCCAGCACGAGCAACACUGCGAGUUCCGCUUCGACUACUCGCGUGUGUACUGGAACAGCCGUCUCGAGACGGAGCACCGUCGUCUCGUGGACAAGUUCCGCCCUGGAGAGAUGGUCUGCGACGUGAUGGCAGGCGUCGGGCCCUUCGCAGUGCCCGCAGGCCGCAAGAAGAUCUUCGUGUGGGCCAACGAUCUCAACCCGCACGGAUACGAGGUGAUGCUGGACGCCGUCAAGCGCAACAAGGCCGACAAGUUCGUCACCCCCUUCAACAAGGACGGUCGCGAGUUCAUCCGCUGGUCUGCCCAGGCCCUCCUGGACUCUCCCCACACCGUGACCAUCGAGCCCAAGGUGCGCAGAAGCAAGAAGGCCGCCGCAGAGGAAAAGGGAGAGGCACUCCCCGCCCCGGAGGUGUUCCAUCGCCCUAACGUCUUCCAUCACUACGUGAUGAACCUCCCCGGUAACGCGAUUGAGUUCCUCGACGCCUUUGUCGGCGUCUACGCAGGCAAGGAGUCGCUCUUUGCCCCUCACACGUCUCAGCCGCUGCCCAAGGUCCAUGUGUACUGCUUCUCGGGCCACUCUGCGGACGAACACGAUGACCACGUCGACAUCUGCCAGCGCAUCUCGGAGCGCAUUGGACACACUAUUACCACCGAGGACCGUGUCGGCGGCAGCGGUAACCAGGAGAUCGAUUUGACCAUCCACAACGUCAGAUUGGUCAGCCCCAACAAGCAGAUGUUCUGCGCCAGCUUCCGUCUGCCAAAGGAGGUUGCAUUCCGCCAGAUCUAACUUGCUAUCGAGAAAACUUCUGAAGCAUCAUAUACGAACGAUCUACUUAACGCAUAGCAUACAGGCGUUUUGGCUAUGGAUAUAGAAAAAGUGCCGAUAAAAUGUUGAAU